Molecule: messenger RNA, 4414 nt
Organism: Frankliniella occidentalis (western flower thrips)
Lineage: Eukaryota; Metazoa; Arthropoda; Insecta; Thysanoptera; Thripidae
Gene: Dp
Product: transcription factor Dp-1
Exons: 8
Coding region: 27-1268 (413 amino acids)
Biological process (GO): regulation of cell cycle; regulation of transcription by RNA polymerase II
Cellular component (GO): transcription regulator complex; nucleus
Molecular function (GO): DNA-binding transcription factor activity, RNA polymerase II-specific; RNA polymerase II transcription regulatory region sequence-specific DNA binding
Source: RefSeq, a predicted model, not a curated record
AUCCAAUUUUUAUAGGUCCUAGAGUAAUGACUCUUCAAACGGUUCAAGGUAGUCCUGUGAAGGUAAUGAGCAGUAUACCCAAAACUAUUACUCUCACACCUGCACAAAUGCAAAUGUUAACAUCUCAGCAACGAAUAGUUAGCUCGAACAUUUCGCACACAUCUGCUAAUAUUAUUCAAACUCAAGCUCCAAUCCAACAACAGCAGACUCAAGUGGUACAAUCUCAACAAACAUCACAACCUGUGGUACAACAACUUCAGCAACAAUCGAACAAAAAUUAUAUUUCUCCCAUCCUAGAUCAUAGUGGAUCACGGAAAAGGCAAGAAAUUGAACCAGACCACAUGCCUGCAUAUAAAAGAAGGAAAUCAGACAAAGUUGGAAAGGGUCUGAGGCACUUUUCAAUGAAAGUAUGUGAAAAAGUAAGGAAAAAGGGCUCAACUUCUUACAAUGAGGUUGCCGAUGAACUUGUCGCUGAAUUUACUAAUCCUUCAAACCUGCACAACAACUCUCCUUCUGAUCAGUAUGAUCAGAAGAAUAUCAGGAGGAGAGUUUAUGAUGCUUUAAAUGUCUUGAUGGCUAUGAAUAUAAUUUCAAAAGAGAAGAAGGAAAUCCGGUGGCUGGGAUUGCCCACAAAUUCAGUUCAGGAGUGCACAUCCCUAGAAAGGGAUAAGCAUCUUAUUGGGGAACGUAUUAAGCAAAAAACUCAACAAUUACAUGAAUUGAUUCUUCAGCAAAUUUCUUUCAAGAACCUUGUUGAACGAAACAGGGGUCAAGAGAGCAAAUAUGGAGUUCCAGCUCCCAAUACAGCUAUUCAGCUUCCAUUCAUCAUUGUCAAUACCAGCAAGAAAACUGUCAUUGAUUGCAGAAUUUCUAAUGACAAAAUGGAAUACCUCUUUAAUUUUGAUGAUAAGUUUGAAAUUCAUGAUGAUAUUGAAGUUCUUAAAAGAAUGGGAAUGGUGCUUGGUCUUGAUAAGGGAGAAUGUACUGAUGAAGAAUUAUUAAAAGCAAAGAGUAUGGUUCCUCGAUCACUAGAGAACUACGUCGUUCAACUAGCUCAAGGAAAUACUGAACCAGAUCUGCCUGAGUUAUCUGCUGGUCCAAGCUCAUCUUCAGUGAAUGCAUCAUUUUUGGUUGAUGAGUUUGAUACACCUAUGGGCCUUUCUCGUCAUUCUUCACACACUGACCUGUCUGAAGAACCCCUUUCUCCAUCACUUGAGACAUAUUCUGAUGAUGACUCUGAAAUGUCAAGUGACGUGGAAAUGCAUUAGUGAAAAGCCUUGUGAAAGAGAUAUUUUUGUACAUUAACCAGUCCAACAGUUUGGUGAAACGGAGGCCUGGAAUGUUUCCCCUGUAUUUGUAAGUCAGGCCUUUUUCUAUAGAAAGGUCUUCAGACACAGGGAGAUCCAUAAAUGUGUGCCAGUGUCUGGGGUUUUGAAGCUGAGCAAGCUUUGCAUCCACCAGUUCUUAAGUUUUAAUUUUCUGCUUGUGAAAUAACAUUUCCAGUAAGUGUUAUUUUCUUGUGAAGUGCAAUAUGAAUUCAGUAUUUUGUAAAUUGUGAAAGCUUAUUUGUGUGGUCAUGGGGAGCUGCAAAAACUUCUACCUGCUAAUUACUCGGGAACAUUACCCCGAAUUAAGGUCCUUCAGUCCCCUAUACAGAUUUCUCCUAACUCAUUGUGGUAACUCAUUCCUUGUCUGCUAAACAUCAUAAAAUGUUCAUCAUCUAGAAGUUCAGUAACUUGCUGUCUAAAAGUCUUUCAUUCAUCAGCUUUAUUGACAAUAAGCCUUAUCUACAAAUUUACUUUGAGACCAUUACUUACACCGUGAGUGAAGUGGUCUAAGUAGAUUUUCUGAAAUGCACUAAACCCAUCUGCAUUACUAGAACAGUAAUGAAACAUGCUCAACUUUGAUUGUAUGUUUGUAUUUAAUUCAAGUAUUCCAUGCGGAUAAGAGGCUUGAAUAAUCUCACAUCUAGUUGUUUUUUGUUUCCUUUUUUUAAACAUGUCAGUAGGACUUUUUCAUUGUAAUUCAUUUUAUGAAUGUGAAGUAAUUUUAUGGAUGUGAAGUAAUCUCCAAUGUAUCAGCUCUGUGCAGACCUAUGAGUGAGAGGAGCAAUAUGCUUUCUGAGGUUUAAAAUAGAUCUGCUCUGAACAUGCCCUUCAUUGAUCAAGGUGUGUAUGUUUAAGAUAUUCACUUUUGUUUCUGAUGUAAUGAUAGACUUCUCAUAUUCUAUUUUUAUGAAGGAUAAAAUUUGAUAUUUUAGGCUUUUCUAGAAGUACAAUGCAAAUGCACUGAUUCUUAUCCUACCUAUUUCAGUACAUACACAGUAAUAAUACUAGUUACAACCUGCUCUAUGGAAGAAGUACCUAAGUGAAUUUUACCUCAAGUUAGUAUGCAUUGUCAUUCUGACCGCCUAAUAGUUUUGUUUCUCCCUUUUUACAAAAUUAGUCUGUAUAUAGCCAAAGCAAUUUCAUGCUUUCUUAAUAUUAACUAUUUCAUUCUUUUAAACAAGCUGUAACUUAGGAGGUCACUGUACAUAAAUCCAUAUUCUUGGAAUUAUUGAAGUAGUUCAACAUGAUUCUAAGGGCUCUGAUUUAUAAAGAACAACUUUCUUAUUUUGUACUGUUAAUUAUACACCUUACCUUCAGUCUUCUGUUCUGGUUCAGCAAGGUAACUUAGCUCAAAGCACUCCAAAAGUUCCCUUUUCCCCUCUUUCUUCUUAAUGUAUAUUACCUUUUUAGCUAAAGGAUUUCUCAAAGCUGACAUUUUUACUUACAGAUUUUGGCAUACACCCUUGCAAUAGGAUCAUGAGUUAAGCAUGUUACAAUUAUGGUAGAAUAUAUAGUAGUAGGCAGACUUUGAGAUGGAUUGGAUCUUUGUCUUUGUGUUGUUACACCCUUGAUGAUGUAGACAAUACUGUGUAAGAUAGUCACUCAGGCAGAGAUGAGAACAGAUACUGUUCCCAUCACCCUGUAUGAAACCUGUGCACCUGUGUAGCCUAGCCUAUUGGCUGAGAAUAUUUGUUACUAUUUUGUAUAAACUAAUGAAAUGAGAAACAAAUCAGCAUGUACAAAGAUAUAAUUUUUUGGAAGUUAGUUAGUUAGCUUAAUUCUUCUCAAAGUUCAAGGGAAGGGUGUUUAUAAUUUUUAUGUACAAAUUAAUGCCUCAAGGAAUGCCUUCUGGAGAUGAAUCAGGGUAAUGUCUCUCAUGCCAUUUGUGAAACAAAGACUUGUCUUGACAAAGUAGAUAUUUUCUGUUCAAUUGCAACUUUUCAAAAAGUAUGAAUACUCUUUUUACUAUUUUGAUCCACUAGUCACAUUACCUAUACUUCAAGUUAGUAUUUUAUUUUACUUUUAACUCACUUUUUGUAGCAUUUUACUGAGUGUGUCAGAUUGUGAAAUCUUCCCAUUUUGAUGAGUGAAGCCUUUAAUAUUACACCAGAAAAACCUUGCUUCCACUUUACUUUCACUUACCAGGGUGUUGAAUUUUGCAGUUACCCAUGGGAAUUAAAAAAAUUACUGCCUUCCUAUGACAACCAUUCUGUUUUGCAGUAUUUCAGUGGCAGUUGAACUGUACUCAAUUUUAUCAUUUGCGACUUUUGGGGAUUACGUCGUUAGUUAUGAAGCAACUGUUUUGAAGUGUUUUUAUUGUCUUAUCAAAGUAUGACAUGCAUGAGAUACUUAUAUUUUGAUAAAGUAUAUAUUCAGUUAUGGAAAAUACCAUCCAUCACAGUUCAUUGUGGUAUGUGAGACCAAGUACUGCAGUAAUGACCAAAUUUCAGAGGAGACCAAAACCUGUGUCGCUCCGUUUUUUGUUUUUAAAAAAAAUUUGUUUGGAUCUCACGUAUUGCUAUUUUUACCCUGGACAUGAAGGCAUGAUGUCUAUGAGGACAAUAACAACAAUUGUAGAUAUUGUAUGAAAUGGUGGAUUAUUUGCGUCGAGAUGAGAUGAUUUAUUAAGAUUGUGUGAGCACUCCUUUUGUUACCCAUUGUACUGAGUAGUAUAGUGACUCAUCAUGCCUUGGAGUGCAAAGUAUGUGUUACUUGAUGUGGCAUAAACCGAUUUUCAAUAAAUAGAAUCACUUAGGAUUAAAAUUAGCAAUUUAGAGUAACAAUCUAAAUGCAAUUUGGUUAAUUCUGUUCACUUAUUGAACAAAGCAGGAAUCAUUUGUACAGUUUAUUGUUGCUUUUCUUUUUCCCAUCUAGUAGAUGUAUUUUGUUAACUCUCUUUCUACUAGACACUUAGCCAUUUACAGGUGAACAAUGCUUUUCAAUGGUGAAAACUCUGUAAUUGUCUAAUCUGUUUUGUUCUAUACCUUCAUGACCUACCUUUUACCUAAUGGGCAGUUUCUUUCUUGUUAUCCUUGAAACAUUCAACUGUUUAGAACUGAAUACUGAAAUACAGUCUCUGUAUUUAA